CUUCACCUAAUUCAAUAUGAAAACUGCAAAAAUGCUACGAGUACAAAGAGAAAAACUACUAAAAAAAAUGAAUUCUUGGCUGUAAUGGCAAUAUGCCGCCAUGCUCUACCUCUUGCAAUAGUUGCCUGGAUGCUACAGGUUUCUCAACCUACACUAACAAGAAUAUUCGAAGCUUGGGUGACAUUUGGAGAUGCUGUUUUCAGUAGCUUGGACCUCCAACCUUCGCAUGACCUGAUAACAUCAAGGAUGCCUACACAAUUCAAAUCUCUCGGUUUUGGUCACGUUGCACUUAUACUGGAUGCAACAGAAUUUCGCGUUGGCCGAUUUUCUGACUUGAACCUAAAUACAUUAUUUUUUUCUGAUUAUAAACAAUGUCACACUGUUAAAGCCUUAGUCUGUCUUUCUCCUCAUGGAGCUUUAUGUCAAGUGCCAGACUUAUACCCUGGCUCAAUAACCGACACCGACAUAACAACAAUUUCCGGAGCUUUGAACAAAUGCCAAGUUCUUGAUGGAGUUCUCACUGACAAAGGCUUUGCUAUUAGUGAAUUAGCAGCUGAAAAGGGAGCAGAACACAAUCGGCCUCCGAUGAAAUCUGCCAGUCAGUUCACAGAAGGCCAAUGUGAUGAAAAUUUUAAUAUUGCUUGCCUCAGGAUCCACGUGGAGCGAUGGUACUUUUUAUUAAACUUGCUUUACCUAUUAUUGAAAUACACAAGAUAGCAGAGGUUCUGUAACAUCAUUUUUAUCGCAUUUCUGACAGGAUUGGUUAUCUUAGAAACUUUCGGAUUCUAAAUACUGAGUGGCCAUGUGGCAGACUGGACUUGCUUAACAGCGUAUGGAGAUUCUUGGCUCAUAUUCAGGCUAUAUCAACACUUGUGAAACCGAAAGAAAACUGCCCGAAAGCGAUAUAAAACAACACAUUCAAAAAAAAAAAAAACAGUAAUUAUCACAAUUCACAAGGUUUAUGGUGUAAUCUAACAUGUACUGAAAUAGUGUUUUAUGUCCUCUAUUUGAGCACAUUGCCUGGUCGCUUGGGUGUACAUAGACCUCAGAUGGCGCAGCGAAGAAAAGUUUGGAAUUUGUCCAAAAUUGGCCAACCAUACUUUCUCAUGAAUGAGACUGAGGGGUUCCCAGCGAUCAGAUUCAGAUAUGGUUUUUCUAUUUUUAAUGCAAUUCAGCAGUUUUUGUGUUAUAUCCACUAAAUGGGCCAUGUAUGGUAUGGAAAAG
This is a messenger RNA of Styela clava, 1224 nucleotides long. The record is from RefSeq and is a predicted model, not a curated record. NCBI's taxonomy places the organism in Eukaryota, Metazoa, Chordata, Ascidiacea, Stolidobranchia, Styelidae.